Mus musculus (house mouse) is the source of this 6337-nucleotide messenger RNA. RefSeq names its product ABI family member 3 (gene Abi3). The coding region runs from base 4604 to 5755 and encodes 383 amino acids. Gene Ontology annotation, biological process: modification of postsynaptic actin cytoskeleton; positive regulation of cellular senescence; defense response to tumor cell. The record is from RefSeq and is a predicted model, not a curated record. Gene Ontology annotation, molecular function: identical protein binding. The transcript has 7 exons. NCBI's taxonomy places the organism in Eukaryota, Metazoa, Chordata, Mammalia, Rodentia, Muridae. Gene Ontology annotation, cellular component: lamellipodium; SCAR complex; postsynapse.
GGAGAUGGCUCAGGUCAGGAUACACCUCACAGGGACCUGCAGCAUAGUCCCUCUGGUAGGGUCAUCUGACAGGUAUCUGUUCCUGCCUUGGCUGAGCAAUCUUCAGGCUUCAACGCAAUCCCCAAGCUUCCUAAAAGCCAUAGCCCUUGUUCUCGGGCCAUAGCCUCAGAGGUAGAGGGUAUGUGUAUAACGCUGUAUCUAUAAUCGAUUCUCACACCUUACCUCUCACAGGUGCCGGGACUGUCUUUAAGCUGGCUCUAGGGGAACCAGAACACUUCCCACUCACGGGAAAGGGGUUUGUCCCUUGAUGUUUGAGGGGGAACAGAGGAGAGUCGGAGCAGACCCUGAGGAAAGAACGCGGUGUGGUGCAGAGGCAGGGGACUCCCAGUCUGGCUGCUGGGAAAUGAGAGGCACUGUAGAGCAGCCGCAGACCUUUCCACAAUGUGUGGAUUUUGAGACAGCGUCUCACUGUGUGGCCUCCGCUGCCUUAGAGUUCACUGUAGUCCAGGCUGACCUUGAGUUCACUGUUGCCCAGGCUGCCCUUGAGUUCAUUGUAGCCCAGGCUGGCCUCAGAUUUACAAUCCUCCUGUCUCAGCCUUCCCUCAGUGCUGGGACUACAGGCUCCCACCACCUCACCUGGCCAUUGUUUGUGUCAAGUCGUUUUGUUUCAGUUUCUAAGGCAUUGGGAGGGGAGCCCAGGGCUGUCUGGGAAAACCUCUUCUGCUGAGCUAAGCUCCACUCCACCCUGGAGUAGUCUUGCUCAUAUAACAUUGACUCCUGGGGAAGGAAGAUGGGCAGAGAGGACUUUAUGAUUGCCCACCCUCACAGCCACCAUGUGAAACAAAGACUAUAAUUCCUGUAGAUGAAUGCGAAAACAGCAGUGUGUGUGUGUGUGUGUGUGUGUGUGUGUGUGUCACCCAGCUCUGGAUAGCAGAGCCAAGCAUGGCUUCCCUGCCUUCUCAUCUGAGCCCCUUCCUCUCCAUCCUUCUAUCUGUCUGAUAUAGUGUAUGGCGCUGGACAGUUUAUCUGUACCCCUGGUCCUUGGUUUCCUCUGCUCUAAGAGUGACAGACCAAGUCUGCAACCUCUUACUGAGCAAAGCAAAGCAAAAUCCUAGCCAGACUGUGAGACAGCACCAGGGGCCUCCUCCUGUAGCUGGGGAGAAAAAAGACCCGAAGGCCUAUGGGAAAUGGCAGAGCAAAGAGGCAAUGAUAGGCAAGUUCUCUCUGCACCCACAGCCUCUAUUUGUCCCUUCCCCAGUCCUACCUGGUGCGCACUAUGCACACUUCACAAUGAGAAAGCUGCCCUUUGGAAAGGGACUGUAUUUCCUGAUUCCUCCAAGGUAGUCACCAAGACAGGAUUCGAACUCGGAACUAUAGAUGGUUGUGGUGGCCCAUACCUGUAAUCCCAGUACUUGGGAGGCUAUGGCAGAGGGAUCUUAGAAAGUUCUACCUGUUUUCUAGUCUGCAUAAGUGAGUCCAAGCCAGUCAGGAUUAAAUAGCAAGAUGCUACCUCCAAUAAACCAAACUCAGCAAAGCAAAAUCCCAAAUCAAAGAGCAGCUAGGAUUCUGACUCCUGUGCCCAGUGCUACCUUGAGUGUCAUUCCAGUGUGUGUGUGUGUGUAUGUGUGUGUGUGUGACACUGAGUGACCAGCCUGAUGAUCUGACAUGUGGUUUAUUACCAGUCCUGCCUGCCCUGCACUUAGGCAUUCUCCUUCCCUGGCAGGGAUGGAAAUAGGCCUUUCCGUUCCAUCGGUGUCUUCCCACACCUCAAAGUGCUGCUAGUGGGUGCAAUCCCACAUGUGUAAUUUGUGUGCACGCAGGAUCUGAAGUCACAAAGCUGAGUCACCAGGUCUGCCACCUAUUUACGUAGAAAUGUGUAGUAUGUUUCCCAUUGAGGGGUCUUUCUCUCUCUCUCUUCCUUCCUUCCUUUCUUCCUUCCUUCCUUCCUUCCUUUCUUUCUUUCUUUCUUUCUUUCUCUCUCUCUCUCUUUCUCUCUUUCUUUCUGUCUUUCUCUCUCUCUCUUUCUUUCUUUCCUUCUUUCUUUUUUCCAUCCUUCCUUCCAAUAUUGCCACUCUGUAGCUCAGGCUGGCCUUGAAUUUAUGACCUGCCCAGCUUCCCCCCAAAUCCCCCCAAAGACUAUUCCAGGCCUGUGCUACCAUUUGGGGGUGGGAUGGGGUUCCAAUUAAACUCUAUACCUUCUCUAGGCUGGUUACAAGUACUAAUUGGAACAGUGUGUUAAACCAUUUGCCCAGGGCCCAUCAUCCUUUAAGAAGGGCAGAAUAAAUAAGUGUAUCUGCUGUGGCUUCUAUUACCAUUUCAGAAGGAUAAAAGGCACGUGCUAGUGAUAAAGUCCCAUUCUAUCCAGGUGACAGCCUUUGCAAACACACUCAGGGUAUCGGAAGCCCCGAGACCCAGGUUGGAAUCCCUGGAUUCUUUUGUGUAGAGUUCUGGCCCCUAGCCAUCCCUGACUGUCUACAGAGGAAAAAUUUGGGGUGAUGUCUUUAAUAAAGUCUCUGUCCCAUCUUUCCCCAACUAAGUGUCAGAAGCCCAUGCAGGAGGCAGAUGGGUCAGCAUAGGUCAGGGUUGACUGAGCGUAAAAACAGGGUCAUUUGCAUGACAGCUUAGGUGAAGGAUCUCAGGCCCUUGCUCCUCCAGACCUGACUUUGGGACAAGUUUAAAGCUAGAGGUUAGUUAGAAACAUCUGGGCUAGAGGAACCCAGAGCUGGGCCCAAACAGGCACCUUUCUUGUUUGGGUUGCAAAGUCCAUGUGCCAGGCUGGGUACCAGGCAGAGGGAGCCUGUUUUCUUACCUAUGAAACAAAGACCUAGAGCGAAGCCUGCAGCCCUCUCUAGCUUCUCUGCUUAGCCAAUAUUUUGGGUGGCAUAUGCUGAUGAGAUGUAAAUUUUAUUGCAUAUGCAGAUGACAUGUAAAUCAGCACACAAAUGAACAUCGGUUUCCUGCUGUCAGAACAGAAAAGCAGGGAAGGGAAGGACCAUGGCGCGGGUUUUUCCAGAAGGUUCUCUCUAGUUCAGGUUGCAUGAGGGGAACCCAGAGGAAUCUCACAGAGGAUACAACUCUUAUAGCACCAGUGGUGGGGCCCAUGGAGCACACAAAAUCCCAAGCAAGGAGGCCACAGGGGUGCAGCCUUGCCUGUCAGUACACUGCCCCUUCUAAUUUGCCUUGGUCUCACCUCUACCUCCCCACACCACCCAAAAGGACAGGCUUCCGUGCUCAUGGUUGACGGGAAAGGAGGAAGCUGUUUGGUGAAGCAAGAGACCCAGGCCUGAAGGUCUGGUCUGGGACCAAAAAAAGCCCUCUUUUGUCUUUAGCCACUCUCUGGUCAUCCCUUUCCCAGUGACUGGCAGUGUGGCCCUGGCCAGUGUCUGGCAUGCCGUAGGAAGCUGCCCACCUCGUGUUGGGUUCUCCUUUGGCCUGUCAACCAGCCAACAAAUGCACAUGUAUUAAGUAUCUUCUGUGUGCUGAGGACUAUGCCAGCAUAGGAUGCAAAACGGAAUGGACCAGCUCUGUUUUCAGGGUGUUGAUAUUUGGAUGAGGGAGGGGUGAAAAGAAAAAGAAAGAACAGGGCAAAUAUGAUACGUCAUAAAUGCGAGCUGGGUAAAAGCUUAGGGCACUGAGAGAAGUGGAGACGCUGGAACCAUCUAGUGAGAAGAGCUCUAAGAAGUGUAGGCGCCAAGGCCCUGAGGUAGGAACACAAUCUCUCCUUCUAGGGAUUAGAACGCCAGGAGCUAGUGUGGCUAGAGAGAAGCAAGGGAUGUGUGUGUAAGGCAGAAGAUAGUAUCUUAAAGCCAACUGUGCAUGGGCGGGUGGAGAUGUCACACACCUUUGAUCCCAGCAUUCAGGGGGCAGAAGCAGGUGGAUCUCUGAGUUUAAGGCCAGCCUGGUCUACAGAGUGAGUUCCAGGAGAGCCAAGGCUACUCUGUCUCAAAAAACAUAGUAGUAGUAGUAGUAGUAGUAGUAGUACCAGCAACAGCAGUAAUGCCAACUGUGCCAUGGCACACACCUCUAAUCCUAGCACAUAGGAGAUGGAGGCAGAAGGAUAUCAGGAGUUCAAGGCCAACCAGCUUUGGCUACACAGAGAAUGUGAGCCUAUACUACAUGAAACCCUGUUUCAAAAAAAAAAAAAGAAAGAAAGAAAAGAAAAGAAAAGAAGGAAGGAAAAGAAGCGAAGCAUGUUAGAAAGCUGUCAGCGGCAAUGAGAGGAUGAAGUCAUUUGGCUCUGGGACACGCUGCCCAUCUCUCGGUUCCUAUACACCUUCCUGAGGGUUGGGGCUAAGGAAGUGCAAGGUCAGUAGGGGGCUGUCUCUCCUGGCCUUACUUUGGUUUGAGGACUUUGGUUUAUAGGUAAGAGCCUGCUAUUGGCUGGUUGAGUUUUAAGUGGCUGAAUGUCUCCCCUAGCCAGCAUCGCCUUCCCCUUCCUGUCACCAGCCAGCCUGCCAGGAGACACUUGCUGAGGGAGGCAGUAGGGUCCUCUCAACUCUGGCCUCACCUCAACUACUGGAGGACAGGAUUCCUGCCCCGACUCUCACAGCCAGUUCUCUCAGGCUGCGAUCUGCUUUCCCAAUGUUCCUUGCACUCUCCUCCCAUGCCCCACUUACUCCAACACCAUCCUUCUGGAAAGCUACCUCAGGCAUCUAAGGACCGCAGCUUUCUCCAAGUUCAGCUCUGGCCUUCCUUAGAUUCUCUUCUGGCUCCAUCCGACUCUGCCAAGGAAGCAGUGGAAUGUGCUGGCCUCGGGCCAAGGCUGUGUGUAUUUCAGGCCACAGACAAGCGGAAGGCGCUGGAAGAGACGAUGGCUUUCACCACCCAGGCCCUAGCCAGUGUGGCCUACCAAGUGGGUAACCUGGCCGGGCAUACUCUUCGAAUGCUGGAUCUACAGGGUGCUGCCCUGCGGCAGGUAGAAGCCAAGAUGAGCACACUGGGCCAGAUGGUAAACAUGCAUAUGGAGAAGGUAGCUAGAAGGGAGAUCGGCACUUUGGCCACUGUUGUGCGGCUGCCCUCUAACCAGAAAGUCAUCCCUCCUGAGAGCCUGCCUUCCCUCACUCCCUACCACAGAAAACCCCUCAACUUUGCCUGCUUGGAUGACAUUGGCCACGGAGUCAAGGACUUGAGCACGCAGCUGUCACGGACCGGGACCCUGUCUCGCAAGAGCAUAAAGGCGCCUGCUACACCUGUUUCCGCCACGCUGGGGAGACCACCCCGGAUCCCUGAGCCGGUGCAGCUCCCAGCCGUGCCAGACGGCAAGCUCUCCGCUGCCUCCUCUGCCUCUUCCUUGGCCUCGGCAGGCAGUGCGGAAGGUGCCAGUGGGAUCCCCCAGUCCAAGGGACAGGUAGCGCCUGCAACCCCGCCUCCUCCACCUGUAGCACCUGUAACCCCGCCUCCUCCACCGUUGUCUGCCGAGGUCUUCUUGCCGCCCCCUCCGCUGGAGGUGUCCCAGCCCCCUCUGGAAGCAGAGUUGCCCCUGCCUCCUCCCCCAGCUCUAGAGGGGGAUGAACUGGGGCUGCUGCCUCCGCCCCCACCAGGUUUUGGACCAGAUGAGCCCAGCUGGGUCCCUGCUAGCUACUUGGAGAAAGUGGUGACCCUGUACCCAUACACCCGGCAAAAGGACAAUGAGCUCUCCUUCUCUGAAGGCACCGUCAUCUGUGUCACUCGCCGCUACUCGGAUGGCUGGUGUGAGGGUGUCAGUUCAGAGGGCACUGGAUUCUUCCCAGGGAACUAUGUGGAGCCCAGCUGCUGACAGCCCAGGAUCUAUCCCUGCACCAACCCUGCACUGCCUCGGUGGGCCUCUCGAGCCCCAGGAAGCCAGCUUCCACAGUCAAAGCUGGACUAAGGACCUGUCUACCUCUUGGGCUGUGAACUGUGUUCAGUCCCUGCUCCAUACAGCAGUGGGAAGAGGGUGGGCUAGAGAGGGGUGGUACUCAGGGGGGACUGCUGCAGAUGGCAUAAAGAAUACAAAAACAAACAAACCUAGAAGGCAAGGAGUUUAAGCACCUUGCCCAGAGGACCCCCAGCUCAUGCUCAGAAGAUCGCCAGCUUUGAAUAAAACUGCUGACCUCCUGGUAGUUGCUCCAAAGGGCUAGAAGGCCAGACAGGGAGUGAUGGAAAGGGAACACGGAAGCCCUGCAGUCUGCCCCAGAAGGACUCUCAAUCUCAACCCUCUUUACUCUUCCCAUUAGGCCCCUGACGUCACAAGCAGCCAUUCGCUGGGCUCUUCACGCCCUCACUACUUAAAUAGGACUCCCUGAGAGCAGAGAGCACCUCUCUUUCAUCCCCCCUUCUCACUGUGGCACAAGAGAACAAGUCCCUUUGUCCCCCUUCA